UCAAACUUCACACACUUCAAAAUUUUCCUGCUACAUGCAAUUUAGUUUUUGGCCUUCUCGAACAAACAGAUGCAAAUUCAAAUCCAAGACAUUUUCAAGGUGUACUGCCUUUGAAUAAUGUUGCUUUGUGCUGUGAAUGGUCUGAUUUUCAGAGCAGUUGGUGGCGUUGAUGUGCUCUACUAGUGAGUUAUUUUUGCAUGGUGGUUAUGAAGCUUUCAAAAGCAACAGCAUGUAGAUAAGAGAAAAGUAUUUGGCAAGCACAUAAAAUGCAGCCACCAGGCCCGCCACGGCCAUUUCGAGGUGCCCAAUAUGACAAAGACAUGUUUACCUUUCUGCCUCCACAUUCGAAUAGAGAUGUUUCGGCAGAGUCAUCAAGAAAAAGAAAAUUAAAUUCCUCUGAUCACCAAAACACUGUAUCUGCUGCAAAUGCGAGGCAUGGUAUUUCUGUAAUUCCGUACCCUAAGCUGAAUGCUGAAAAUUUACAAGGUAAAGAAAUUCAUAGUUCUGCCCCAGCUUCUCAACCGAGGGAAUCAUCGAAUUUCAACGGUUAUUCUGAUCAAAGUCAGCAGUGGGAUCAGAAUGAUUAUGCAGUGAAUGGACAUCGUAAAGAGAGGGUUCUUAAUGAUUCUAGAUCUGAAUAUACUGGAUUUACUUCUUUUAGUGGGCAGUUGCAGUCUCCCAGUCACAAAAGUUCCUCAUCUGUAUCUUCUCUCUCUGAAAUUCAUACUCAGAAAACCUUGAAUUUGCCUCCUCCAGUUACAGAAGACUUCAGCCUGCAUGAGAAUCGCAAACCAAAUUCGCAUGAAGCCACACUUAGAGGGCUAAGUAGGUCCCCUUUGAUGACUACAGACUUUAGUCGGUGUGAGAAUUGGGAAUCAAAUGCACAUGUAGCGACUCAUAAAGCAUUGGGAUGGCAGCCUCCAGCAGUUCAAAACUCUUACCCGCAUGAGAUCCGUGAAUCAAAUGCAAAUGCAUUGGCUCAAAAAACAACAAAUUGGCUACCUUCGAUGACUCAAGAUUUUUCCCAGAAUGGAAAUUGUGAAUCGGAUCCACAUGUAACGACUCAAAGAACAUCAAAUGGGCCUCUUCUAGUGACUCAAGACCUUAAACACCAUGAGAACCGUGAGUUUAAUGCACGUGUGACACGGGUAGAGAAUGGUCCUCAUUCUCAGGAUUUUUGGAGCUUUGCACAUGAAAAGCCUAAGGUUAUGGCAUCAGAUCCUUAUGCACAAGCAUCUGCAAGAUUGGGGGGAUCACCAAGAUUGCCACAAAAUACUAUUAAGCCAGGAGCAUUUAUUGGGGGUUUGGAUGAAAAAGGUCGUUGUGAAGAAGAAACUUACAAAGCGAACUGUCUUUCUAAUAUCAAAGAGUAUGGUGACGCUGGUCGGUUUUCUGGAUUUGAUGGUGCUGAUAUCUGCAAGGGUGGAUCUUCCUCUAAUGUUACAAAAAGUGAUACUGAUAAUUUUACUGGAUUUGACAGUAGUAAAGCACCUGGGAACAAUGACAGUGCAUCUGUAUACAACUUACAGAGUGAAACUAAUAAUCUCUUAAAUGUUUUGAGACUUUUGAGUGCUGCUUCUGGUAUUGGUUUAGCUGAUAAUAAUGAUCGUAAUGUUCAAGGUUGUGGUCAUGAUGUUAAAUUGAUAAAAUCACCACCAGGAUCUACUGUUCAGAAUCUAAACCAUCCUCCAGCGGAGACAAAUUUGUCCAAGAAAUGUGAAGAUGGUUUUAUUCUUGACAAGCCUCCUACCACUGGUGAGAAGGGUUCAGUUAAAUUAGACGAUGAAUGCAAGACCGAAAAUGGAGCUUCAGCAUUUGCUGAGAAGUUAUGGGAUGGCACCCUUCAACUGAGUACCUCUGUUUCGGUGUCUGCUAUUGCCUUCUUUAAAAGUGGAGAGAAGAUGCAGGACUUCAGCUGGUCUGAAUCUGUCGAAGUAAAAGGGAAAGUAAGACUGGAGGCUUUUGAAAAGUAUGUGCAAGACCUUCCGCGCUCACGCUCUCGUGGACUCAUGGUAAUGUCACUUUGCUGGAAGGACGGAUCAUCUGAUGCUGAACAUAAAGGCAUGAAGGAGGUUGCAAGAAAAUAUAAAGAAGGAAAAAGGGUCGGAUUUGCAAAGUUGUCUACUGAUGUUGAUCUGUACAUCUGUCCUCAUAGUGAUGCAAUUAUCACUAUUCUUGCGAAACAUGGUUUCUUCAAAGGAAUGAUCGCGAUAAAAGAAAAAUCAGACCCACUUAUCGGAUGUGUUGUGUGGAAGAAAACCUCAUCUUCUGCUCCACCCACAAAAUCAGGCUCGUCUCUUUGCUCCGAGUUAGAAUCUCUUCCCGAGCAAGGAAAAUCUCAGACGCCGGUUGAUAGUGUAGAGAAUAACGUAAAAGAGAAAAGUCCGGAGAUUUUGCCUCGUCCUGAAGUUGAUCAGCCUAAGCAGUCAAUGGAAGUUACUAAGCUUAUUCUAUCUAUCCCCUCUAUUCCCUCAAAACAAUCUGCAGAUUUUUCUGAUGAUGAUGAUCUACCUGAAUAUGAUUUUAAAGUUGCAAUAUCUCAAACUUCAGUGAGCAAAACUUCAGAGAUGCAACAGAUUAGGAGCAGUCAUGUCUUGACACCUGUUUCUGCUGAACAAAAGUCAGUAAGUUCUGCUGUUUCUAUUUCAGCGCAAUAUUCUGAAGCACAUAAACCAAGCUUCCCAACACAAGAACAGAAACAAACAGGACAUUCCCAAGGACCAGCCACGGCCCCACAAAACUUCGGGCUGCAAUCUGAUGUGAAGAUUCCAAGUUUGCCUAUGCAGGAGCCGAAACCAAUAGAGAAGGGUGCAUCCCAUUUGAAACCAAAAAACCUUUUCGAUGAUGAUGAUAUGCCUGAGUGGUGCCCACCAGAUUUCAUGAAAAUUAGGGAAGAGGCGGCAAAAAGGCCAGGAAUGUCUUUUUCUUCGAGCUCUGAAGUUCCUGGGUCAGGACCUGCAGAUUCUGGGUAUCUGCUUCCCCUGCCUCCGCCUCCCCCUCCUCCCCCAUUGACCCAAAUACAGCUCCGAAGCAUGAAUCACCCUUCUGCUCAUCUUCCUAAGCCAGCUGCAAAUAGUCUCGUGCACGAAAAUCCAGGAACUUUAUCAUCGCAAGUGCAAUUCGAUGAGAGAGAAUAUUCUCCUACCCCUCGUGUACCCCCACCUCCCAUUGGUAAUCCAGCUGCCAACAAUUUUAUUCAUCAAAGACCCGCUGCUCCAUCGACCCAGAUUCAAUUUGCAGACAAAAACCUAGCUGCUAUAUCAUCUCAGAUGGAUUUCAAAGAUUACAACUCUUCCCCUUAUGUCCCGCGGCCUCCCAUUGUUAACCCGACUGUCAGUAAUAUCAUGCAUCAAAGUGCAACUGCUCCAUCACCCCAGAUGCAAUUUGGAGACAAAAAUUCAGCUGCUAUAUCAUCCAAGAUGCCGUUCAAACAGGGAAAGUACCCUUAUGUCCCUCAUGUUCCACCACCUCGAGUUGGUAACUCAGCUACCAAUAAUUACAUGCAUCAAAGUUCAGGUGCCAAAUCAACCCAGAUGCAGUUUGCAGAAAGAAAUUACUCUCCUAACCCUCGUCCUUCUGCACCAUUCGCUGGCAGACCCACGAGUGAGGAUGUUAUCAAUCAAAAUUCAGCCUUUCCUCCGGGAUUUGAUCCAAAUCCUGCUUUUAGGCCAUGUUUUGAUCAGCCUGGUAUGAAGAAUUCCAUCCCUCGUUCGACUCGGAGUUCAAAGCCAUGAAAUUUUGAAGUUAACUUUCUAGUUAAAUUUAUAAAGUUGUAGAGAUGCUCAAAUCAGGAGAUGGAACUCCAGUUUGAGCAAAUGACUGACCGUAGUUUUAAGUUGUGUAAAUAAGAUAGAAUUUUUCUCCUGUACUUUUACAUGAAUUCAAAAGGUAGUGUUAAUGCUAAUGUUUUGACAUCAA
Messenger RNA from Beta vulgaris subsp. vulgaris (sugar beet), 3918 nucleotides. RefSeq lists its product as hypothetical. The transcript has 5 exons. Gene Ontology annotation, cellular component: nucleus. NCBI's taxonomy places the organism in Eukaryota, Viridiplantae, Streptophyta, Magnoliopsida, Caryophyllales, Amaranthaceae. Gene Ontology annotation, biological process: DNA-templated transcription. Bases 267 to 3734 code for a protein of 1155 amino acids. The record is from RefSeq and is a predicted model, not a curated record.